Brachypodium distachyon (stiff brome) is the source of this 839-nucleotide messenger RNA. RefSeq lists its product as uncharacterized. NCBI's taxonomy places the organism in Eukaryota, Viridiplantae, Streptophyta, Magnoliopsida, Poales, Poaceae. Gene Ontology annotation, biological process: transposition. Bases 45 to 839 code for a protein of 264 amino acids. The record is from RefSeq and is a predicted model, not a curated record. The transcript has 6 exons.
CCUCUUGUGAAGCUGAGAAGCCGGUCAUUCGUCAAACAGCCAAGAUGGGCUGGGUGGUUGUUGCACCCGGGUGUUUUACGAUGCAACCCAAGGCUGUGCUUUCGGUCUUCCUCAAGGACCACUUCCUUGGCAUGGUUCUUCUUGAAGGAAAAGAGGAGCCAGAGGUAGCCCGGACAUGGGCACACUACGUGGCCCAACCGGACUUUCAAGAUAGAGAGAAUGUGGUGUAUGCGAACAAAGCCGAGCGGGUGAAGGGCAAAUUUUGGCGGUUCUUCAAGCUGGCGGAAGGCAUUGAUGAUGCAACAAUUGCACGGCACUUUGAGGCAAGUGUGAAGAAGGCAUUGUCUGAGAUGUUCUAUCACGCGCGUGUCUACGCCGUGAGGAAGUACUAUGCCGAAGUGAAGAAAGAGAAAUUGGACAAGGCACAAUAUAUCGUGACACAUCUCGAGCACGAACAGUACAUGCAGGUUCCUCCGCACUGGUGCGUCUCGCACUUAAAUGCCUGGAAGGCACUGGUGGACUCGUGGUGCAGCCCGGAGUACGUGGAGACUCACGGGCUCCUUAGGGAGAGGAGGCUGGCAAACCCAAGCGGAAUGCACCAUCAAGGGAGCGUGAACCUGCAGGACUACAUCAACAACUAUGCGAAAGCUCAUCCGGCUAAAGCACGCCUCGCCAAUUUCACGGCCGUUGACUGUGCCCUCAGGGGAAAGGCGAGCACCGUGUCGGAGUACAGUGCGAACGCCCCGCCCGAAGCCUACGCCACCCCGGCUGACCAUGCCAAGGUCACAGGCUACGCGGAGGUGUUUGAGCAGGGCGGGAGGAGGCAUGAAGCAUGGUAG